This is a messenger RNA of Stereum hirsutum FP-91666 SS1, 1093 nucleotides long. RefSeq lists its product as uncharacterized. The record is from RefSeq and is a predicted model, not a curated record. The transcript is spliced from 3 exons. Bases 52 to 1065 code for a protein of 337 amino acids. Lineage: Eukaryota; Fungi; Basidiomycota; Agaricomycetes; Russulales; Stereaceae.
CACAGCGCCUUUCUUCCACUAGCUUUACUUGCUCCAUCUUCAACGGAAAUUAUGACCGAGGCUGUUCAGAAUACGUUCCGAACGUUUAUGCUUGAUGGGGCUCUCUUUGGCCCAACGGGACAGAGCAUACCCAUCGAGCUCACUCGGGUCGACGUUCCUCUAAACCUCAUUCAUCCCGCCUCUUCAGAAGGUCACAAUCCUAGUAGCAUUCUCCCUAAUGCGCCACCACGACCACCUUCACGACUUCCUCAUCCAGGAAACGCGACACUCAGUGGUUCUCUUGGCGACUUUAUUGGAGAUGGCCGCACAGGGCUUGUCUAUACCCUAUCGAACCCCCACAUUUCCGGCAUUAAUACCCACUCUGGAUCCAACGCCACCAUCCCCCCAGUUAUAUUGAAAUUCGCACGACCCAAUCGAUGUGCAGAUUUGAACCGAGAGGCAUGGUUCUACGAAGAGAUGGAAUGUCUACAGGGUGUGGCACUCGCGCGCUGUUACGGUCUAUACGAGGCGGACGUACCUUCGUCGUCACAGUGCAGCAUUCGUCUACCACCCAACGGAUGGACAGUGCUUGACGAGGAGGAGAGUCCAGAUAAAUACGUUGAUGCUGAGCAACACCCGAGACUGACCGAGCUGCGAGAAAGGCGGGACAGGUUGUCGGUCCUAGUGCUGGAACGGUUAGGCGACGGCAUUCCUGUAGGAAAGCCUAUUUCAUCGGAUGUCCGGGAGGAUCUCAUGAGCCUAAUCGACGAAAUCGGCCAUCUUGGUAUUCGCAACUGCAAUGACAUACGCUGGGCGAACAUCCUUCGAGCGCCACAACCGACGCCACGACAGCCAUCCCUCGGACCUGGACCAUCCACCAAUGGCAGCGAUAGUGGCAUCGUCCUACCUAGCCUCGUGUCGCCAUAUACGAACCGCACGCACGACUGGCGCAUCAUCGACUUUGAGCUAGCGGAGAAGACAUGUCAGACCGCGAAAUAUUUAAGGUUGCAGCACCAUAUGUGGCUGAAGGAUAUAUUGGAGGGAUUGCCGAAGGGGUAUGUGGCGGGUGAGCGAGUGAGUGAAUGAUGGGUUCUAUAUGAAGGUUGAGCGAAGA